UCCUGUUUGUGCUGCAAAUAUGAAACAAUCUGAUAUGUUACAGGAGGGAUGGAAGAUCUCUCAAAAGGUGGGUGGGGAAGGGGUUAGAUUUUUUAGAGAUGGAUGGCACGCGAAGGAGGAAACCCCUUCCACUGGUUGCACACGGCACACAGCACUACCAGACUGCAGCACGACACACGCACACAUAGACAGUUUUGGUGUAUGAUGCAGGAGGAGGAGGAGGGGCAAGCGAUGGAGUGCGUGCGAGGGGAGGGGGCGCGGUAAGCCGAGCGAGCAGCAUCCUUUCAUUCGGCUCGCAGGAAGUCAGGAGGCGGCAGCCAUAGUUUGUAGGCGGAAGAGCAGCAGCAUCUCACCCACAGGGGGCGACGCCACACCUCUCUCACACACACGCAUCACGCACAUGCAUUCGUGAGAAGCCCAGCAGGAGGAAUAACAGUGUGGAGAGCAGUCUCCUGAAGACUGGAGCAGGACUGCAUCCAUCGCCUCCAUACAUUGCUCCAUAUGCUCUCUGUCAUUUUUCACUUGACCUCGGAUUGUCACCUCACCACUUCGCCGUGACCCUCUCUGCCCACCCUCGCGUGUUCUCGUUCGACCACUAACCCAAAGAAGGAGCAGGAAUUCCCAUCGCCGCCAUGAACUUCCUCCGACGCCGCCUCUCCGACAGCAGCUUCAUGUCCAACCUGCCCAAUGGCUACAUGUCGGACCUCCAGAGGCCAGAACCGCCUGCGCCCCCUCCCCCGACCGCCUCGUCCCCGUCCCAGCAAGGUCCCGCCGCUUCCCAGGCGCCUGCCCAGUCUCCCACUCAAGCCCCGGCGCCGUCCCAGGCAACCGUCAGCUCCCCGGCUCCUCAGGAGCGCCGCCCGUCCCAACAGGCUCAACAGCAGCCUCAACAGGCCCAGUCAUCUGCCUCAGCCACUUCCUCCUCUGGCGGUUCCUCCGGGUUCUUCAGCUCCUUCAGCUCCAUCACUAAUGCGGUCAAGCAGACGGCAGCAUCUGCUGCUGGCUUUGUGGAGCAGUCAGCGCCCUCUCCCUCCCUUUCCAAGAAGUUUAAGAUCCUCCUGGUCAUUGAUGAGCUGCAACAUGAGUGGGCCAAAGUGUUUCGGGGAAAGAAGGUUUUCGGAGAGUAUGAUAUCAAAGUGGAGCAGGCCGAUUUCUCGGACAUCAACCUCAUCUCACAUUCGAAUGGAACUUGCACUGUGGACAUGCAAGUUGUCAGAGGCGGUGCUAAAGCGGCCAGGUCCUUUAGACCAGACUUCGUCUUGGUGCGCCAGCACGCAUUUAGCAUGGCCCAGAACGAAGACUUUCGAAACCUAAUCAUCGGUCUGCAGUAUGCCGGCAUUCCCUCCGUCAACUCGCUGGACUCCAUCUACAACCUCUGCGACAAACCUUGGGCUUUUUCCCAGCUGAUCAACAAUCAAAAGAGGCUGGGUGGUGACAAAUUCCCUCUUAUUGAUCAGACAUUCUACCCCAACUACAAGGACAUGAUCACAACGCCAAGUUUCCCUGUCGUGGUGAAGAUCGGACACGCCCACUCCGGAAUGGGAAAGGUCAAAGUGGACAACGUGAGCGACUUCCAGGAUAUCGCCAGCGUGGUGGCCAUCACUCAGACCUACUGCACCACGGAGCCGUUCAUCGAUGCCAAGUACGACAUCAGGGUGCAGAAGAUCGGCGCCGACUAUAAGACCUACAUGCGAACAUCCAUCUCUGGUAAUUGGAAGAGCAACACGGGCUCGGCCAUGUUGGAGCAAGUGGCCAUGACUGACAAGUAUAAGCUGUGGGUCGAUACCUGCUCCGAGAUCUUUGGCGGCCUGGACAUCUGCGCCGUCAAAGCCAUAUGCGGCAAGGACGGCAACGACUACAUCACUGAGGUGAUGGGCUCGUCUAUGCAGCUCGUCGGCGAUCACCAGGCAGAGGAUCGCCAGCUCAUAUCCGAGGUGGUGCUGGCUAAGAUGACCCAGACCCUUGCUGCCAAGGUGUCAGCUGCUUCCCGUUCGCCCGCCCGGUCCCCUCAAGGCCAGCAGACGACCGCUGCUGCAGCAGCGCCCCCACAGGGUGGCGGCGUUAAAGACGGAGCACCAGAUGCAAGCAGAACCACAGGCCAGCGUCCUCAACCUCAAGGUGCAUUAGUCAAAGCACAGAGUGUGGAGCCAUCAUCAGACACACUGAAGAGAUCUUCCGAGCCUCCGUCAAAGCCUGGCCAGGCCCAGAAAACUUCUCUAGGUCAAGCCCAGAAACCAGCUCAGGCCCAGAAGCCAAGCCCGGUCCAGAAAUCUGCUUCGGUCACAAAGCCUCCAGUGCAGAGGCCUCCCCCCAUGACAAGAGCUCCGUCCGUCACAAAACCCACUCCGGAUGCUGCUUCCUCCAGCGUUGCCCCGACCAAAGCUUCUCCAUCUUCCCCCACUAAGUUGGCAGGUCCAGGCUCACCUGCAGCCUUGGGUGCUGCCUCUCCUCCAGUGUCAGCUCCCACCACAGAGCAGCCCAAGCCCCAGCCCCCGGGCUCCCCGGCCCAAGCUCCGGGAAAGCCAAAGGAUCUGCCACCUAAACCCACCCCGCCGGCCAAGCCCAUCCCUCCUGUCCGCAGGAACUCCAAGCCACAGCUGCAGCCAAAGCCCCAAACUCCGCCUCCUCCCAGAGCCUCACCCAAACCUCAGUCCGCCCCCCAAAACCCAGCGCCCACUGAGGCCUUAGAUGCCGCACCCGGCACGGCGCAGGUCCAGUCGCCAGCCAAAGCCAGCCAGUCGCCGCCAAAUGUGCAGUCUCCGGCCAAGGCUCAGCCUCAGGCCAAGCCCGCCUCUCCAUCCCAGAACCCUGAGCCCGAAACUGCCGCUGACCCUGCUGAGCCUCAGGAUGACCAGCAAGCGUCCCAGCCAAAAACACACCCUCUGCUCAAUAAGUCCCAGUCACUGACCAAUGCCUUCAACGCCUUCAGCGACUCAACCUUCUUCCGCGGUGUGUCCGGCUCCGGAGGAGGUGACGGCCAAGAUGAGGCCAAGGCCGAGACCAUUCGCAACAUCCGGAAGUCCUUCGCCAGCCUUUUCUCUGACUAGACAACUUCUGCCAACCGCCCGCUCCCUACUCCCCUCUCCCACUCCUCAUUGGCCAACGGUGACUUGAUUGACAUUUCAAUGUGACGCAGUCUGAGACGUAUAUGUGUUUUCAAUUUUAAGUGUACUGUACUCCCUCUGUUCGUCCAUCCUGCGCGUCAACUUGUCUGUGUGAGUGAACAGUGACGCCCCCUGGCUCGGAUGUUAAGUGCAUGUUGCUGUGCCAGAAUAGAUGGAAUGAUGAGUUAUGUCACUGAUAUACCCUAGAGUAGCAUAGUACAGUAUAGUAUAUGACAGAAUAGAAUAUGUUUAUUUUCCCAAAGCACAUUAAAGAAACAGAACUAUAUGAAAGUAUACUUAUAAAUACAGACAGAAUGUACAUAGAGUAUGUAUGCAGUACACAUAUAUCAUUCAGAGAGACACAACUAUAAAGCCAGUAUCUUUUAUCGGUGACAUAACUCGUUCAUAGGUGGCUGGAUUUAUACGCGUUUUAACUAAUAAUUAUAUAUUUGAUGGUUUCCCUCGUGAUUUUCGCAGUAAAUCCAUUUUUGGGCCCCCCCAAGUGAAACUCGUGUGUAAUUUUAAAAAACUGAAGAAGAAAAAAAAUACGUCAAGUAUGUGCUCCUGUGUAAAUCCAGCCUUGGUGUCGCAUCUGCCGACUUCCUCUCGACGUGUAGAGUUAGCAUUUUUUUCUGUGUGUGUGUGCGUGUGUGUCCGCGUGUGUGCGUGUGUUUGUGUGCAUGUGUGUGUGUGUGGGUGUGUGUGUGUGUGUGUGUGUGUGUGUGUGUGUGUAUGGCUCCUCCGAGAGGCUCCGCCAUGACCUUUGGAGUUGCUCUCAGGAGCUCUAUCAGUGUUGACUUUUGUCUUCCGUUGCCUACUGUCUCCCUCUUUCUCUAGAUGUUGUAGCCUUAUCGUGUUUUCAAGUCACAGCUUUGUUCGUUAGCUGUGCAGACCUGAGUCGACUUGAAAUUCAUUCAUCGGUUAAUCACAUGAAUGGGCUAGACCGGGGCUUCCAAUUCACCUUUCGCCUUUAAGCCACACACUGCAACAUGCAGACGGGCCAAUCACAGAGUAGAACAGAAUUCAUAGAUACUUUUUCCAAAACAUUUUUACAUUUUCAAAUAUAUUUUUGCUCUUAACAGAGGUAUUUGGUAAGGUUUUGUUCUGUUUUCCGAACUCCCCAAGAAAACAGAUAAGUGCAGAAUCUGGUUAAAGCUAUGUGGCCCUUGACAUACUCAUCUGAAUUAUUCCUUCGUCUGCUUCAAGGCAUACAAUGUACUUGUAUAAUAUGUUAAACGGAACACUGUGGUUAACCAAAAUGCUACGUUAAUAACGUAAGGUUUAAUGACCAUCUGUGGCACUAAUGAGGCUAUCUUUUCAAAAAACGCAAAUUAAUCCAGAUUAAUCUAGUUAAAGGAAUGUGACCAUCCUCAUAGUCAUUUACGGCAUUCUAGGCGAAGGUGAAUCGGAACUGGAAGCGUCGGCCACAUCAAGUAUUAACUGAAUGCAUUUCAAAGAGGAAAAAGACGCAUGUCUGUUGCCGUGAUUGGUGAUUUCUUGUUUUCACCUCUUGUGUAGAGCUACCUACGGUAUUGUAAAUUGUUGAUUAUGCUUAUAAGAAGACAUUGAGACAGUAGUGCAAUAACACCUUGACAUGACUGUUGAAUGGUGUCACCCUAUUAUCAAUAUGAAUAUGAAUGUCCAUGCGGCACUUGUGUAUAUGUUUGACAUCUUCCUCUUUGACAUUCCUUUAAAUGGGGACCGACUCCAGUUUUGACAGUGAAAAUGACAAAGAAGAAGAGGGGGGGCUUUCACAUUCGCAUCCUUUGGUCCCAGUUAUUCUGGUUCCUUUUCCCCUAUUGGUGCGGUUCAUUCACACAGUCACGACCAAUCAACUGGUCCGGGACAACAUCUUGGUCUUCCAUUCCAAUGUCUCUGACUAAAGUUCUUAGUCUUUUUAGCGCUGGUCCGUAUUUUUGACUUUCACAUUUGAGCUGCUUAACCACACCAGAGUUUGUCAGAAUCAGAUUACUUUGCCAAGAAUGAAAUAUUUCUCACCACAAGUAAACGGUGGCGAGUUAGGUUGUGGUCACACUCAGGUUUGGAUAGGUUAAGACAUACUGGAAUAUGGUUCAAUUGUGUUAUCGCUAUCAUCUGAACCAUGGUGCCCACCAGAUAAACCGACCAAGACCACUUCUGGCUGUCUCCACAGGUUUGGUUUUGGUUAAGAUCAAAUCUGGUCCGAUUUCUCUUCCAGUGCAGUUUGUUUGCAUGAACACUAUCUUCGUAACUCUUGUGCUCACCGAACAAUCUGAUCAAAAUGGCUUCGGAGGUGGUCUUGUUCGAUAACCUUAUCUUGGUUUGGUUCGGUUAAAGUGAAUUCUGGUGCGAUAGCUCUGUUACUGCUAUUCAUUUGGUCAAGUGUGAACAUAUAUCAAUGGAACCACAUGAAAAGGUGGUCUUGGUCCCAUUGCAAGUGAACUCUACUACGGUUCGGUUCACUUCAUCUCAAGUGUAAACACGACAGUUCUCAGGAAUGAAUCAACGGUGGUUCGCCUGCUCUGCUAGUGUGGUGAACACCAUCCUUGGAAACGCUUGCAGAGGUGGUUACGGCCUUAUUGCAAAGGAACUCUAGUGCGGUUCAGGUCACUUUAUCUGAUGUGUGAACAAAUUAACUGGUCCGAUUGCUUCACUCUUGCAUUUUGUUUAGUCAAGUGUGAACGCUAUCAUUGUAAUUGCUUGAAGAGGUGGUCUUGAUCCCAUUGCAAGUCAACUCCGAUGUCAUUUGGGUCACUGAAUCUCAAGGUUGAAUACUAGUCACAUUUAGUUUGGUUAAGAUGAAUUCUGAUGCGACUGCUCUGUUGGCGCAAUUCAUUUGGUAAAGUGUGAAAAGCAUCAAUGGAACCGCUUGAAAAGGUAGUCUCGGUCCCAUUGCAAGUGAACUCUAGUGCAGUUCAGUUCACUUUGUGUCACGUGUGAACACUUAAGUUCUCAGGAACAAUUAAAUCUGGUGCGAUUGCUCUGCUGGUGUGGUUUGGUUGGUUAAGUGUGAACACACAUUAGAACCACUUGAAGAUCCAUCCGGUCUCAUUGCAAGUGAACUCUUGUGUGGUUCAAUUCACUUUAUCUCAGGUGUGAAAACCACACAGAAAAAGGAACCGACCAGCGUUAAAAUGCCAACGAAAGCAAAUGGAAAUCUCCAAGUGUUGGUUUUGAACCGUACCUCGUUUUAUCGCGGUAGAAAAUGAACUUGAGUCCAAUUAGAACCAACCAGACUAAAGGGUGCUAGCCCAUUAAGAGCGGACUUGAUUUUGAAUUAAAAGGCAGCCCGGAAAGUAUCCUCUUCUGUUUAGUGUGCACAGGCAUGUCAAUGUGUCAUUUACUGUAUAUCCCUUGUCAUAUUGCCAACAAGUAACCUUAUUGUAUGUAUGGAUGGAUGUACUAUAUGUACAGACGGGUGACACAAAAAGGAGAAAACUGCUUAAAAAGAGAGGAAAAACAGAGUCUUGUGUGUCCAGUAUUUAAUCAUGGAAAUAAUAAGACAUCUAAACCUAGCCGUAAUGUAAUUAUUUGUUAAUGGUUGCCUGUCAAUUUAUCGAGAUGAUUUCAUGUUGGUUUUAACUUCCACUUGUCACCCAUCUGUAUGUGCCAUCUCAGGAGUUUAUUUAUUUUGUAAUAAAUGGAUUUAUUUAUUUAUUUAUUUUGUUGGAGGCCCCAUAUUUUUGGCAAUCUAGAAACAAAUUUUGUUUUUUUGUAGUGACUGUUUAUAUUUGUAACGCAAAAUAGCGCUUUGCAUGACCUGGUGACUGAUGACGCUGUCAUUUAUGUACAGAUGAUUCACCUUAAUAAAGAUGUGGCUCCAUCGUC
This is a messenger RNA of Phyllopteryx taeniolatus (common seadragon), 6911 nucleotides long. It is a transcript of the gene syn2b, whose product is annotated as synapsin IIb. Bases 633 to 3047 code for a protein of 804 amino acids. Lineage: Eukaryota; Metazoa; Chordata; Actinopteri; Syngnathiformes; Syngnathidae. Gene Ontology annotation, molecular function: ATP binding. The transcript has 13 exons. Gene Ontology annotation, cellular component: synaptic vesicle; synaptic vesicle membrane. The record is from RefSeq and is a predicted model, not a curated record. Gene Ontology annotation, biological process: neurotransmitter secretion.